AUGAACCAAGAGAUACGGGAUGUAGUUCGACAAUGCAGUGUUUGCAACGAACAUCAGGCACAGCAGGCGAAACAACCACUACUUCCUCGGGAAGUUCCAGACCGACCUUGGAAGACACUUGGCACAGACCUCUUCACACUGAAUGGGAAAGAUUAUCUCAUUACAGUAGAUUACUACUCAGACUUUUGGGAAGUAGAUGAGCUCCAGUCGACCACAAGUGCAGAUGUGAUUACAUGCCUGAAAUCACAGUUCAGCAGACAUGGCAUUCCCAAGGGAGUCAUCAGUGACAAUGGUCCACAGUACUCCAGUGAUGAGUUCAAAUGCUUCAUGGAGGAGUGGGAGAUACAUCAUACCACAUCUUCGCCUCAUCACCCCCAAUCCAACGGGAAGGCAGAAUCUGCUGUAAAGAUUGCCAAGAACAUCAUGAAGAAGUGCGCAAAGUCAGGCACAGAUAUAUACAAAGCAAUCUUAGAGUGGAGAAACACCCCCACCGAAGGAAUGCAGAGUAGUCCUGUCCAGAGAUUGAUGUCACGUCGGACACAGACAACACUGCCAACAGCACAACACCUGCUGAAGCCGAAAGUAGUGACAGGAGUUAAGCGAAAAAAGGUAGAGAAAGGCAAGAAAGCAAAGACACAGUUUGACAAAUUAACAAAAGAGCUACCAGACUUGAAGGUUGGUCAAGCAGUCAGAGUUCAAUUCGCGAUCAACAAAGGAAGACCAACAUGGCAGCUAGGUGUUUGCAUGAGAAAGCUUUCACCAAGGUCUUAUGUGGUAAAAGUCAAUGAACAGCUCUACCGUCGAAAUCGCAAACGCAUUCAGUCAACCUAUGAAUCUUUGCCAGCGACUCCAGAUGUGUGGACCGACAUUCAACCUACCACGAACACAACAGGCCCACAGUGCAACAAUCCUGGAGAUGAAGAACAACGCGAGCAACAACAGCAAGCGACGCCAUCACCGGUAGUAGCCCACACCCGCACGCGAACCAUCAGGCCACCAAGUCGUUACAACGACUAUGUACAGCCGUAA
Molecule: messenger RNA, 1029 nt
Organism: Lytechinus variegatus (green sea urchin)
Lineage: Eukaryota; Metazoa; Echinodermata; Echinoidea; Temnopleuroida; Toxopneustidae
Exons: 1
Coding region: 1-1029 (342 amino acids)
Biological process (GO): DNA integration
Molecular function (GO): nucleic acid binding
Source: RefSeq, a predicted model, not a curated record